CUGCACUUUGCGAGCUCUUCAAACACUACAUAUACAGUAAGCUUUAAUUCAGUCUUCAAGUACAGGAUAAAGGUUUGCUGACGGCCCGCAUAGCCCCGCGGCCAAGUCCCAAAGCUUCGCGCUUUCAUGAGCUCUCCCGACGUGGUUCUUCCUGGUGACAUCUCCAACCUUGGCGUUGGAUUCGACCCGCUUGCUGACUCCGCCGUCGCCGACGAGGGCAACGCUGGGGAGGAUGCUGUGCACAUCCGUGUUCAGCAACGCAACGGCCGCAAGUCGCUAACUACUGUCCAAGGUCUAAAGGAGAAGUACGACUACAACAAGGUACUUAAGGCCCUGAAGAAGGAAUUCUGCUGCAACGGGACUGUCGUGGAAGACCCCGAGCUUGGCAAGGUCAUUCAACUUCAGGGCGACCAGCGCAAAAAUGUCAGCGAUUUCCUUCUGGGCCAGAAGCUAGUGAAGAAGGACCAGAUUAAGAUUCACGGCUUCUAAUUGCUUAGGCUCAGUUGGCUAGCCGCCAGUCCCAACCCAAGCAUCGAUUCGGUAUUUUGGAGCAGUCCAUUAAAAGUGGUGGGAACGGUGCGGAACUGGGCCCUUGUGCCCUUUUGUUGCGCAUGCCAAUUUUCUUUAUGCAGCGGUUGUGCAAUCCUUCCGUCUUGUCGCGGUCGGGUUGCAGAUCUUGCGAGCGUGCGGGCCGGUUGAAGGCGGUAUCCUCGUGUACUUUGACUUUUGCAUAAUGGUUCUUAAUGACGAGGUAAUUGUGUGUUUGCUUUCCUGCAGUGAGAAGUACAGACUUGCGUGUCAAAAAGCUGACGCGGGCGUCCCAGUGCGAACUCCUGCCUUUUCAGACCGACCUUUUAAAGCCCUAGGACAUGCAUGUAAAACUGCAUUAUUG
Volvox carteri f. nagariensis is the source of this 892-nucleotide messenger RNA. RefSeq lists its product as uncharacterized. Gene Ontology annotation, molecular function: translation initiation factor activity; RNA binding. NCBI's taxonomy places the organism in Eukaryota, Viridiplantae, Chlorophyta, Chlorophyceae, Chlamydomonadales, Volvocaceae. Bases 127 to 489 code for a protein of 120 amino acids. The transcript has 2 exons. Gene Ontology annotation, biological process: translational initiation. The record is from RefSeq and is a predicted model, not a curated record.